This is a messenger RNA of Vittaforma corneae ATCC 50505, 663 nucleotides long. RefSeq lists its product as uncharacterized. Bases 1 to 663 code for a protein of 220 amino acids. The record is from RefSeq and is a predicted model, not a curated record. The transcript has a single exon. NCBI's taxonomy places the organism in Eukaryota, Fungi, Microsporidia, Nosematidae. Gene Ontology annotation, biological process: COPI coating of Golgi vesicle. Gene Ontology annotation, molecular function: GTPase activator activity.
AUGCUUAAUAAUAAAUACAAUACUGACAAAGUAAAUGAAUUUCUGGACUAUCUCAUGAACUUAUCGUAUAACAAGAAGUGUGCAGACUGCGGUAAAUCUAACCCGUCCUGGGCUGAUCUUACACACUCGUUUUUUAUUUGCUACGAGUGUUCAGCUUUACAUAGGCGCCUGGGUGCGCAUCGUUCAAGAGUGAAGUCGGCACAGAUGGAUAGCUGGACUACAGAAGAACUAAGGAGGAUGCAUGUGGGAGGAAAUAAGUACUCACAUAAAAUAACCCAAAAUAGCGAUUUUUCAAUUAGAUACAAGGACACAAAGGACUUCACAGCAUAUUUAGACGAGAAAGAGAGGCAGAGCAGAGCAAAUGAACCCGAGGAUUCUUUUAUGAACAGAUCUAGGCAAACUAGCUUGAAGAGAGAUAUGGUUGUUGUGGAAAAGAAGCCUAAGCCGAAGUUUAGCGACUGGAUAGAAUCCUCAGACGAAGAAAAUGACCCUAAGAGCAUAGAAAAUACACUCAGCCAAAUAACACAGGAAGAGGAAGAUGAUGUUGGCCUUGUUGUGUCCAAGCCUGGCUCAAAGAUCAAAAAGUCGGUUAAGCCGUCACGCAGUCCCUUUUCAUUCUCUGUUAAGGAGCAUCAAGAAAAUGAAAUAAAUGACGAGAAGUAA